Messenger RNA from Symbiodinium sp. CCMP2456, 432 nucleotides. The record is from the annotation of a GenBank genome assembly. Lineage: Eukaryota; Dinophyceae; Suessiales; Symbiodiniaceae.
GUCGUAAUCAUCACCAAUGCUGAGCGAGGAUGGAUUGAGCUCAGUUGCCAGAAGUUCCUCCCAACGCUCUACCCUGCCCUUGAGAGCGUCAAGGUGCUGUCUGCGAGAACCACGUACGAGAGCAGCACUUUGGCGUCGCCCUUGGAGUGGAAGGUGCGAGCCUUCGCGGCCGAGAUCGAACGCGUCUACGGUCGGGCGGGCCUUACCCAGCCCAGCAGGCGCAAGAAUGUUCUCUCUCUUGGCGACAGUGUCCACGAACGUGAGGCCCUGCGCCGCGCAACUUUGCAUCUUCCUGGCUGCUGGUCCAAGUGCCUGAAGUUCGUCGAGCGACCGGACAUCAGCAAGAUCUGCCAUCAGCAUGCCCUGGUCUGCAACCACUUCGAGAGACUCGUCCAGCAUGCCGACAACCUGGACUACAGCAUUCGAUGCUGA